AUGGACGUGCUGUCGAGCAUUGACCCCACUUCCUCGGGCGGCUCCCAGGCGGACCCCUAUCGUCCCUCGUUCUUUGAGCUGAUUGCACAGGAGCAGCUGUCGUCCUUGCUGAAGCCGGCGGUGCGCUAUGUGCUUACUGUGCUCGCGCAGCGCAAUCCGCGCUACCUUCUGCGGAUCGUAAACCGCUUCGACGAGAUCUAUGCGCUGCUUAUGCUCGCUAUCGACCGGCAUUACCUGCGCACUUGGAAUGCAAGCUUUACAGAGAACUUUUAUGGCCUCAAGCGCCGCCGCCGCCCGGCGGUGUCCACCAAGCGCGUCGAGGCCGCCGUGUCGCACCAGGCGUUACAAGCGUCGCAGCAUCUGCGCCCCCGCGAGGUCAACCUGUCGCUUCUGGCUUUGGUCGGGCUGCCGUACCUAGAGACCAAGCUCACGCAGUACUGGGAGCACCUCGGCGGCGGUGUCGGCACCGACGACCUGCUCGGCGACGAGCCCGACCAAGCCACAUUCCGCGGCACGGACACGGACACGAGUCUGCGUCGCCGCUGGGAGGACGCGUUCCGCAAAGGAUACCCCUACGCACAGGUUGCGUACCAGCUCUGGAUGCUGGCCUACAACAUCGGCUACCUCUUCAACCGCAUGCCGUACUGGCGGCCGUGGUACCGCUGGAUGCGUGUCGACAUCCGGCGUAUGCAAGGCGACGAGCAGCCGCUUGUCGCGGCAAGCGACCGCCCCCUGCCCCCCCUGACCAAGUUCCCGAUGCUCUUUAGCGCGCUGCUUGCGCGCCGCGGUGCUGCGUUUGUGUUUGAGAUGCUCAAGUAUGCGUUGCCUGCCAGCAUCUUUUUCUUCAAGUUCCUCGAGUGGUGGUACUCACCGAACAACCCCCGCCGUCGCCGCGGCGACGAUGACGACGCGAGCCCCCGCGCGCAGGUGAAGCCGCCUGCGCCGUUGCAGCCGAGCGACGACGGUGCGAUGGUCGAGCGGCCGCCGACGUGGAAAGACCCCCGCAUUCUGACGAGCGGUGUGCCGGAUGCCGCGCUCUUUGCCGACGAGGAUGCGCCGGCGGCGCUGCUGCACAACUCGUGCCCCCUCUGUGGCGUGGCGCCGAUCCAAAACCCCUGUGUGCUGGCGACGGGCUACGCAUUCUGCUAUACGUGUGCCCGGUGA
This is a messenger RNA of Malassezia japonica, 1164 nucleotides long. It is a transcript of the gene PEX12, whose product is annotated as ubiquitin-protein ligase peroxin 12. The transcript has 3 exons. Gene Ontology annotation, biological process: protein monoubiquitination; protein import into peroxisome matrix. Gene Ontology annotation, molecular function: ubiquitin-protein transferase activity; zinc ion binding; protein binding. The record is from RefSeq and is a predicted model, not a curated record. The coding region runs from base 1 to 1164 and encodes 387 amino acids. NCBI's taxonomy places the organism in Eukaryota, Fungi, Basidiomycota, Malasseziomycetes, Malasseziales, Malasseziaceae. Gene Ontology annotation, cellular component: peroxisomal importomer complex; peroxisomal membrane.